CAGCUCCAUAUGCUACCGGGUAUACGGUUCUGUAUGCCCUCCGCGGCAGCUCUAUUCGGAUCGUUGUGCCAUGGCUGUCGCAGCCGGGCGCGUAGUUUGUCAUUCUGGGGCUGUAGUUGGUCGCCCCGACAGAACAGCCGGUGGAACAGUCAGGAUUCAAUUCAAUCUACUGCAGAGAACCCACGAAUUCUCAUCACAGGAGGCCUUGGCCAGUUAGGUGUGGGGCUUGCAGAAAUCUUGAGGAAACAGUACGGAACAGAAAACGUUAUCCUAUCGGAUAUUAAAAAGGCUCCACCAGAAGUGUACAGAAGUGGCCCGUUUGUGUAUGCUGACGUGUUGGACUAUAAGAACCUCAGAGAGUUGGUGGUGAAUAACCGCAUCACCUGGCUGGUGCAUUACAGCGCUCUACUCAGUGUUGUAGGAGAGGCCAAUGUGGCCCUGGCACGCAAGAUCAAUAUCACAGGCCUUCAUAAUGUGCUGGACCUGGCUCUGGAGAGCUGCUUACGUCUCUUUGUCCCUAGCACCAUCGGAGCUUUUGGCCCUUCUUCUCCCCGUGACCCCGCACCUGACCUGUGUGUCCAGAGGCCUCACACCAUUUAUGGGGUGUCCAAAGUGCACGCCGAACUGAUGGGGGAGUAUCUUCAUCACAAGUAUGGACUGGACUUCCGCUGCCUACGCUAUCCUGGCAUCAUCUCAGCUAACACACAGCCUGGGGGAGGAACAACAGACUAUGCUGUCCAGAUUUUUCACGAUGCACUCAGCACAGGUCACCACGAGUGCUAUUUACGCGCUGACACACGUCUGCCCAUGAUGCACAUUGGUGACUGCCACCGUGCGACUGUGGAGUUCAUGCAUGCCCCGGAAUGCCAACUGUCGCUGCGCACGUACAACAUCGCUGCCAUGAGCUUCACCCCCGAGGAAGUUUCCACGGAAAUACGCAAGCACCUGCCCCACCUCAAGGUCACCUAUAACCCUGACUCUGUCCGCCAGACCAUUGCGGACAGCUGGCCAGUGAGGUUUGAUGACUCCAAUGCACAGAGAGACUGGGGCUGGAAGUCGACCUAUGGGCUUGAGGAGCUCGUCUCAGACAUGCUAAGCUCCAUCCAUGACAAGAAGACCAACGCCGGACUGCCAGUCAGCUAGCAGGCACCACUCACAGAGACUGACCUGCCAAUCACUAUUCCCUUAAAUCCACUUCAUUCUGGGUCUGCCUAUCACAACAGACCCUCUUUAACCUUAGCAUAAUUUCCAAACCAGGAACCUUUUGUAUGUCAGGAAUAUUCUACCAAUAAACCAGGGACUAUUUUCAAACCAGGAGUCUUCAGCCAGAACCACUCGACUUGCCACGACAGUGGACACUGAAACCACACACACACACACACAUGGUAGGCAGCACACGCUCUCAUAAUAGCAGCCUUACUCAUUACAGUCAAUCAUUCUCUUCUGUUGUGACUUUCUUCAGUUUCUGUUGUUUUAAUUGUGAUAGAGAUCAUUUAAGUAUCAUAGCAGGUUUAACAUAAGCCUCAAACCUCUGGGGGAAAUAGGCUCCAGGCAAAUUAUUUUACAUAUAGUUAAGUCAAAUCAAAUUAUAUUUGUCCCAUGCGCCAAAUACAACAACCUUACAGUGAAAUGCUUACUUACAAGC
Messenger RNA from Oncorhynchus kisutch (coho salmon), 1645 nucleotides. Its product is annotated as L-threonine 3-dehydrogenase, mitochondrial-like. The transcript has 8 exons. Gene Ontology annotation, molecular function: L-threonine 3-dehydrogenase activity. The record is from RefSeq and is a predicted model, not a curated record. Bases 10 to 1143 code for a protein of 377 amino acids. Lineage: Eukaryota; Metazoa; Chordata; Actinopteri; Salmoniformes; Salmonidae. Gene Ontology annotation, biological process: L-threonine catabolic process.